AGCCUACAGGCAAAACCAGGAUCACAGGUUCCACGCUCUCCGCCGUUCCCCUUAAACCCUAUUUUAGGGUUUCUAGCCGCCUGCCUCUGCCUCCCCCUCUUCCUCCUCUGCCAUCGCCUCGAAUCUUAGAACACCCAAUCGAUUUGAAGCCAAUCUCCUGCCAUCGAGGCACCUUGUCGCCGAGUCGUCGGAUCGCAGCCAUGUCGUUUUGGGGCGCCGAAGUGAAGCCUGAGAAGCCCUACACGCACACCCACAGCCCCCGCCGCGGCCGCCUGCGCGUCACCCAGGCGACUAUAGGGGGCGAGGCCAGUAAGGCGGAGAGAGGGGCAAAGGUGCGUCUGCAAUGCACCGUUAAGAACAGGGACCCUCUGUUGCUCUGCACCCUGCUCCCAGGGCAGUCGGAGACACUCAACCUGGACCUCGAGUUCGAGGAGAAGUACGUGACUUUCUCGGUGCUUGGACCAAUGAGCGUUCACCUCACUGGAUACUAUAUUGGUAAUGAGUACGAUGAGGACAUAGGUGACAGUGAUACUGGUAGUGAUUCCGAUGAUGGUUUCUUGGUAUCUGAUGAUGAUGAUGGUGAUAUGGUCAUUCCAGCAUCCCAUGACAGUGAAGAUGGCGAUUCAGAAUACGAUUCAGACUAUGAUUCAGAGACUGGUGAUGAGGACUUGAUGUACAAUCAGCGUAGAGGCAAGAGCUCAGUUGUCAUUGAGGAGAUUCAAGAGGAUGACAAGCCUGCUAGUGGCGAAGGACUGAAGGGUUCAAACAAGAAACAGAACAGCAAAAAUGGUGAUGAUUCUCGACUUCAGCUUGCUGUUAGGGCACCACCUGCUGAAUCCCUGGAAAGUGAAGAUGAAGAUGGCUUUCCUGUAUCUGAAUCAAAGAAGAGUUCUAAGGGUAGUUCGAAGAAAGGUACUAAUCUAAAUAAUGUGCCGAAUGAAGAUAGGAAAAGGAAAAGUGGCGCCAUAAGUGAUCAUCGUGACUCAUCAGGGGAAGUUGAUGCUGAAAAUGAUGGGGUGUCAAAGAAGAAGAAAAAGGCCAAGGACAAAAAGACUGCCGUGGACAGUGAAAAGUUAAACAGUGAUGAAAAGGAGAUCAAACAGGAUUCCUCAGCUAACAUUGUUGAAGCCAAACAGAAGAAAAAGAAAAGCAAGGACGCAAGUGCUUCUGAAGCUGACGCUGAUCAGCAAGUUAAAAUGAUCAUAAGUGACAAUAAUGCCGAGGAGGUUACAAAACAGGGAGCCAAGAAAAAGAACAAGGAGAAGAAAACAAAGGAGAACAAUACAAAUGAAAUCCAGGCAGACACGAAUCUUACAAAGCCUGAUGACAAGGAGCAGGCAUCCCAAACACGGACUUUUGGCAAUGGUAUGAUUGUUCAGACCGUGGCGUUGGGCAAACCAGACGGUAAAAAAGCUUCCCCUGGAAAAAAGGUUUCUGUUAAGUACAUUGGCAAGUUGAAGAAUGGCACAAUUUUUGACUCUACUGUUGGAAAGAGGCCUUUUGAAUUCAGACUGGGUGUUGGACAGGUUAUUAAAGGCUGGGACAUUGGUGUCAAUGGUAUGCGAAUUGGGGAUAAAAGAAAGAUCACCAUUCCACCAUCUAUGGGUUAUGGAAAUCAGAAGAUCGGGGCAAUACCGCCAAACUCAACUCUUGUGUUUGAUGUUGAGCUGGUGAAUGUAAAAUGAAGAAAGGAUGAGGACAAACGGAGACCGUUUUGCAAGUUUGAAGAAUGCCAUUUUCCUUCGGCAGCGCUAUCCCCUCACUGAACAUUUCUAUGUUUCUUAUUUUUCAUUACUUGUGCAUGCCAACUAAGCCAUCUGGGCUAAUUUUGGGGUGCACAUCGGUCGCCGGUUUUCCAAGUGACCUUAUCAGCGUGAUGGUUCUUGUGGCUGGUUUUUGGCAUUCAUCUGAAAUCAUACCUAGAAUUUGUUACGAAUGAGUGAAUGCUUGGCCACAGUUUUAACUGUUAAUUGUCGGAGUAGUUACAUUGGAUUUUCUGUUCGAAGCAUUCCAUGUUUCAGUUA
This is a messenger RNA of Brachypodium distachyon (stiff brome), 2024 nucleotides long. Its product is annotated as peptidyl-prolyl cis-trans isomerase FKBP53. The record is from RefSeq and is a predicted model, not a curated record. Gene Ontology annotation, molecular function: peptidyl-prolyl cis-trans isomerase activity. The coding region runs from base 201 to 1685 and encodes 494 amino acids. The transcript has 12 exons. NCBI's taxonomy places the organism in Eukaryota, Viridiplantae, Streptophyta, Magnoliopsida, Poales, Poaceae.